Molecule: messenger RNA, 1318 nt
Organism: Drosophila guanche
Lineage: Eukaryota; Metazoa; Arthropoda; Insecta; Diptera; Drosophilidae
Product: alpha-ketoglutarate-dependent dioxygenase alkB homolog 6
Exons: 2
Coding region: 124-801 (225 amino acids)
Source: RefSeq, a predicted model, not a curated record
CCCGGAAAAAGUGCGACCAGAUCUUCAAAAUAUGUUAUCGAUUGCUGCUCUGCAAAAAUUUAAAGUCAAAAUAUUGAUUUGCAAUAAAAGUAAAUAAAUUGGUAAAUAAGCCUAGACACAGCCAUGGACUUUACCGGCUUUGAAGUGCGCAAGUGCCCACCGACUGCCAUGUACAUUCCAAAUUUCAUUACUUCCGAGGAGGAGCAAAGGAUCCUUAGUCAUAUCGAGCGUACGCCAAAGCCGCGCUGGACACAGCUGCUGAAUCGCCGGCUGGUCAACUAUGGCGGUGUGCCGCAUCCCAAUGGCAUGAUUGCCGAGGAAAUACCCGAAUGGCUGCAAAGCUAUGUGGACAAGGUGAACAAUUUGGGUGUCUUCGAGACACAGAAUGCCAAUCACGUGCUGGUCAAUGAGUAUUUGCCGGGCCAGGGCAUUCUACCACACACCGAUGGACCACUCUUCUAUCCCAUCAUAUCCACAAUUUCCUGCGGCGCGCACACCGUGCUGGAGUUUGCGAAGCGGCAAGUAGAGGGAGAGGCCGGGGAUCAGGCGUGUCGGGAGGUUCUGUUCAAGCUAUUGCUGGAGCCGCGCAGUCUGCUCAUUCUGAAGGACACGCUGUACAGUGAUUACUUGCACUCGAUUGGCGAGAUCAACGAGGAUGUGCUCUGUGAUCGCAUUUGCAACUACGAUUUGUGUGAGACCACCUACAAGAUGGGUGACCAUUUGGUGCGCCGCGCACCACGCAUCUCCCUGACCAUACGCAAUGUGCCCAAGACCAGCAAAAUGAAGCUGAAGUUCUGCUAGACUGACCCAAAAAACCGAAGCACGUUAAUGUUGUAGCUGUUGAUUAAAUGUUAACUAAAAAUGCACAAACAAAAAGCAAACCCACUGAUGUCUCAGCACCCGUAACUUAUUCGGGGUGCAUGAAUCUUCCGCUAGUUGUUUAAGCACCCACACGCGCACCUGAGCAAUCCAAUGUUUGCCCAACAAAAGUGCUUUAUUUUACCAUUAAUAUUAUGAGUAGAUAUAUAUAUAUAUAAAUGUUUUUUGUAUUACGUAUAUUGUGAAGCAAUAAGUUCAGCCGCUCUGUGACAGGUUCCUUAACCCCAAGCUGGAUGCAGCAGUCCGGCUGUUUAGAUUUAGUUUCGCGCAGCAAUUUUUUAAGAGCAAUCCACGGCUGAGAGCUAUGAAUUGUGUACAACCUAUUGUUAAAUGGAGAAAUGAUCCCUCUGUGUGUAUUUUUGUAACCAUUUUUUGUCACCCUGCACCGAACAAAAUGAAAAGUGUUGCAAAAUAAAAGUUAUUGUCGAUUGUUACCACA